UAAUUGCUAAGUUUAAAAAUCAAACGCCGUUUUUGGUUAAUUAAGUUUGUUGUUUUUCUUCAAAAUCUCCUAAAACUCCUCUUUAUUACAGGAUUAAGAAACAUAGAGAUUAAAAAGAAACUUCAAUACACAGGAAUCUUCUAUUUUUUAUUAUUAAUUUGAUUAGAAUUGUAAAAGCAAUGGAGCAAGAACAAGAGAGUUACAAAUCAAGAUUGUUUCAUUUCAAGAACAUGAGUGAACAUUCAGCUUCAAGACAUGUUAAAAGCUGGAGCUCAGAUUGCGCCAUGAAAAUAGAUGGUUCAGACAGUUUUGAUGAUGAUGAUAAUGACCUGAUGUUCAGAAGUCAACCCGGAAAUUUUGGCAGCGUUGAACGGCCACCUUUGCCUUCAAGCGGUGAUGCAACGCCCAACCGCAGUGACAAGAUUGGUACUCCGAGGAUGGUUUCUUCUGAAUCCAUGGAAGCACAAUUACAAGCAGCCAUGGAGCAAAUGAAAGAAAGAUUUUCAAAACUGCUUCUUGGAGAAGAUAUGUCUGGAGGAGGAAAAGGCGUUUCUUCGGCUUUGGCUUUAUCUAAUGCCAUUACCAAUCUAGCAGCAUCUGCCUUUGGAGAACAGAGGCGUUUGGAGCCAAUGCCGGCUGAUAGAAAAGCGCGCUGGAGAAGAGAACUUGGAUGGCUUAUCUCUGUGGCUGAUCAUAUAGUUGAAUUCGCUCCAACGCAACAAACAAACAAAGAUGGAUCUUCAAUGGAAGUCAUGACAACAAGACAGAGAACAGAUCUACUCUGCAACGUUCCUGCACUUAAGAAACUCGAUGCAAUGCUCCUUGUAAGAACUAAGAACAAAAAUUACUAUAUUAAUCUCUCAUUUUAUUAUAAUUCUCCUAAAAUUUUGACUUUUUUUUUUGUUUAUUUGCAGGAUUGUCUUGACAAAUUCAAGGACCAAAAUGAGUUUUAUUAUGUCAAAAAAGAUUCUCCUGAUUCUUCAGAGACAAGAAAUGAUGAGAAAUGGUGGUUACCAGCGGUUAAAGUCCCACCUAAUGGCCUCUCCGAGAUGUCAAGAAGGUUUCUUCAGAGCCAAAAGGAAUGUGUUAAUCAAGUCCUUAAAGCUGCAAUGGCAAUAAACGCUCAAGUUCUCUCUGAAAUGGAGAUUCCUGAAAGCUACCUGGAAUCACUUCCUAAGAACGGGAGAGCUAGCUUGGGAGAUGUGAUAUACAAAAUGAUAACAGUAGAGAUGUUUGAUGCAGAUCAGUUCCUGAUUGAAAUGGAUUUAUCAUCCGAGCACAAGAUUCUUGAUCUAAAGAACAAAAUCGAAGCAUCUAUUGUGAUAUGGAAGAGAAAGAUGGUGCAGAAGGACACAAAAUCUCCUUGGGGCUCAGGAGUGAGUACUGAGAAAAGAGAACAGUUUGAAGAAAGAGCUGAAACAAUCUUGCUUCUUUUGAAACAAGGGUUUCCUGGAAUCUCACAAUCCUCGCUUGACAUCAGCAAGAUUCAAUGCAACAGAGAUGUAGGACUUGCUAUAUUGGAGGGCUACUCGAGAGUGCUUGAGAGUUUGGCUCACACGGUGAUGUCGAAAAUAGAAGACGUGCUUUAUGCUGAUCAGCUUACUCAAGAACCAACAAAUGCACCUUCUAAGAAUAGAUAUCUUGUGAAAGAGACAAUGAAGGAGGAAAGACUUAGUUUUUCUGAGGACACGGCUACAGGGACAUCACUAUCUGAUGUUAUGCAAUGGGGUAACAAGAACAAUGAAGUGAAGAAAGAAAGCUAUUAUGGAGAUCGAGAGAAACCAUUGCUGUCCAAAGUCACAGGUCUUAUGACAACCAACAAGAAGAGUUCUUAUCUUGAAACUAUUGGAGUUAUGAGAAGUCCAACGGCUAGAUACUCCUGAAAGAAUCGGUUUCUUUUUUUCUUCUUGUAAAAUUAGGUUUGCUUGUUGCAUUUUCUAUAAUUCAAAUGGAAAAGCACCAUUGUGUUGUAGCAGACUUUUAUAUGCAAUUUAAUUUAUUCAUCAUAUUUGGUUCUCAUAUCAUGAAAGCAACUAACACAACACAAAUAUACAUAAAU
Brassica napus (rape) is the source of this 2059-nucleotide messenger RNA. Its product is annotated as rop guanine nucleotide exchange factor 11-like. Gene Ontology annotation, molecular function: guanyl-nucleotide exchange factor activity. Lineage: Eukaryota; Viridiplantae; Streptophyta; Magnoliopsida; Brassicales; Brassicaceae. The record is from RefSeq and is a predicted model, not a curated record. The coding region runs from base 180 to 1883 and encodes 567 amino acids. The transcript is spliced from 4 exons.